AUCGGAUGUAAGCAGGACAUGCAGACAGGUCCAUCCAUCCAUCCAUCCAUUCACCACCGACCAGUGUCGCAGUCGAUCAACAGCCGCUGUGCCAUCUAGCUGUCCUCCAGCCUCCUUCUCUUGGCCUCCCUCUCCACACCCUCACCUGACACAUUGAGGCAGACAUCACAGAUAGCCAUGACGCACACAAGGAAUGCGUGUAUGUCACGCUGAUCUGGCUCAUCCCCUCCCCCCAUCUCACCCUCUUCCUCCUCCUCUUCCUCCUCCUCCUGCGGCUGCUGCUGGCCAUCGCCAUCAUCGGCAUCGCCCUCCCCAUCCAGAUCUGCACACGCAACAUAUGUGCAAACGUACAAGUGAGCCCAGACACAAACACCGCCCCCCACUGACUCCUCUGACUCCUCACCCUCAUCGCUAUCGUCGUCAUCGUCACUAUCCUCGUCCGCACCCUCUUCUGCACAAACCACACACCGAUUCAUCCAGCCGACCUACCGAGAUGGAGGCGGCUGGCUGCACACUCACCCUCCUCCUGUCGCCACUAUCGCCAUUGCCCUCUCCAUCGACGUCGGCAUCCAUGUCUGCACAAGCAUACUCAAGACACACAAACAUGAAAGUGGGCCCAACCACACACACACAUGUAUUCCACUCACCCUCAUCGCUGUCGCCGUCAUCCGCACUGUCAUCGUCAUCCUCUGCACACACACAUACAUACAUAUGAGCAAGACACCUAGCAAGGCAGGCUGGGCACCACACACACCACUUACCCUCACUACUAUCGCCAUCGACGUCAUCCGCACCCUCCUCUGCACAACGCCACACACACCGAUUCAUCCGACCGACAUACCGAGAUGAUCCACACUGAUCCAUUCAUUGCUCAUCCGUGUGCCGCCCCUCCUUGUGCUUGCCUGCACUCUGCCCGCCACCCUCACCACCACCACCACCAUCAGCUGGGGGGAGGGCUACAUCUAGCUGGCUGCCGAACAUCCUCACGGCGUCGGCGGCUCCCAUCACCUCCCGCACCACCUUCACUGUCUGGGGGAAUCUGGCGGCUCCCUCCUUGCCAGCCAUCGGCGGCUCCGUCGUGCGGAGGUAGACGGUUGCAUAGCCUCCAUCGACGUAGAGAUGUGCCGCGAAUGUGUGGUCCGGCUGGUCGCCAUGCAGCACUAUCAUGCGGCCGCGGCUUGUGGUGCUGAUGGUGUGGCAGCCCCAGACGGGCGGCGGCUGAGUGGCGAGCUGCCGCUGAAGGGAAAAGGAUAUGACAAUGAGUGAGUGGGACAGCUGGUGAGGCAAUCGUGGGUGUGUUCCCUGACCAGUCGGUUGUAGCUUGAGGGAUCUUCAUGCUGCGGGAGCGUCUGCUCGCGACCUGGCCGCAUGGUGGUCGCGCAUCCUGCAUCCUGGUCAGACACAUCAUGGCACAGCGGUGCAGCCAAUGUGUUAAUGUGAUCGUGUGUGUCAUUCUCCUCAUGUUUCUCACUCAUACAACACGGUGUUGCGGACUGAAAAAAACUCAAUACCUACACACAGACAUGCACACACACAGCCUGAUGGUCCGUUGCCCAUUGCCCUUUCCCUACCUCCCCCCUCACCAUAGUACUCACACACGGGGUUCUUCGGGUCAUAUCCAUUGCGGAAGGGGUGGUCGGCCCACAUCGUGUGCAGUGUGCGGAUGGUCAGCCGGUGCACACCCAGCCGCUCCUCGCCGUCGACGCGCUCGAGCGUCACACCGAGAUGGCGCUGGAUGAGUGAGAGCUGCCGCAGCGCCUCACACCGCCCGUCGAACACCGCCCGGCUGCUCACCCCCUCCACAUCAGCACUGCCCACCUCUAUCGGCAACCGCUCCACCCGCCCCUGGUGCUUGGCCACCCUCACUAUGGGCUCCCACCCCUCCCACUCGCCGCUGUUGUCGAUGAAGUACACCAGCCGCAGCAGAUGGCCGACGGAUGGCAGAUCGUAGCUGAUGAUGUCCUGGAUGUCUUUGGCAGCGAGCUGGGCGUCGAUCAGCGAUCUGAGCAGGUCCGCAGAGACCCGCUCUCGGCCAAGGCGGCAUGUGGUGCGGAUGCGGGCGAGGCUGACGGCAAGGUCGCCGCCGAGGAGGGGGAAGAGGACCCCCUUCUCGACCUCCUCGAGCAGCUUAAACAGGCGAGGCUGAUGGCCAGACAGAACAACAAGGCAACCAGCGGAGAGGAGGGAGGCGGUGUGGGCUGCUUGCUUCAUUCGUGUGUCUGUGGCUGCCUGAGUACCAUGCUGUUGUCGGUAUCCUCAUCUACAGGUUGCUCCACUGGUACGUUCUCAACGAACCUGAAGCCCUUGUGGACCUGCACACACAUCACAUCAGACAGAACACACACAGGAUCAUUCAAGCAGUGGAGGUGGAGGCAGCUCUGCCUACUCCCAGACGUAAGUACCUGUUGGCCGUGCGGCGAUGCCUUGGCCUGGUGCGGCACCACCACAGUGAACUCCUCUGUCCCCUCUAUUUCCCUCAUGGACACUCUCGUCGCCCCGCCGGCUUCCUCAGUGCGAUAGACGUCGGCCUUGAGCCACACAUAGCUCUUAUUGGCACCCCUUCUGGUGCUCGACGUCAGCAGCACACGCGUGCCGGUCUUGUAGCGCUCGUGGGAAGACGGCAGCAUCUGAUGGAUGGAUGGAUGGAUGGAACCAACAAACCAAUCGACCAAAUGAACGAGUGAGUGAAUGGGGUACCUGUGGCUGCGGCAGGUCGGCGGCGCGGCGUGUGAGACCGCCACCGCUGUCUAUGUCCAUCAAAUCACCGCCUGGAGUGUUGGACGGCAUGGCAUGUUGUCGUGUGAUGUCACUCACUCACUGACUGACCUUUCUCCUUGGCCUUGGCCUUCGCCAUUGGCUUGGGUGCAGCCAUGAACUUGGCCUUGGCCUUGGCCUUGGCAGCAUCCAUCAACAUCGGAGCUGACACCAUUCCACGCCCCAGACAACACACACAAAACAGGGAGAAGUGAGUCGAACGACCGGUGCACUUGUAUGCCGCGUGCUCUGUCUAGAUGUGUGUGUGUACCAUUGUGUUGCGAAAGGUAGCCCAUCGCCGAACCUGCAGCAGGUGGAGCAGGUGCAGCUGCCAUCCUGGUCAGACACAUCAUGGCAGAGCGGUGCAGCCAAUUUGUUUUAUGUGAUCGUGUGUGUCAUUCUCCUCAUCUUUCUCACCGACACGACACAGCGUCGCGAACUGAAACAUAGUCAACACCUGCACACAGCAAUACACACACACAACCCAAUGGUCCCUCUCCUAUAGCUCUGCCCCCUCCCCCUCACCAUCAUACGCACACACGGGGUUGGCCGGGUCGCGGAAGGGAAGGUCGUCCGGCAGCGUGUGCAGUGGGCGAAUGGUCAGCCGCCGCCCAUCCAGCUGCUCCUCACCGUUGUUGUCGCGCCCGAGCGUCACACCGAGGUGCCGCUGGAUGAGUGAGAGCUGGCGCAGCGCCUCACACCGGCCGUCGAACACCGCCCGGCUGCCCACCGCCUCCACAUCAGCACUGGUCAGCUCUAUCGGCGACCGCUCCACCCGCCCCUGGUGUUUGGCCACCCUCACUAUGGGCUCCCACCCCGCCCACUCGCCGCUGUUGUCGAUGAUGUACACCAGAUCCAGCAGCAGGUCGAGGGAUGUGAGGCCGGGGAGAGUGUGAUGACGUUCUUCAGGCCGUUGUCUUCCAUCAGGCGGUCGAUCUCCUUCUUGACGCACUGCAGCACAGCGUCGCGAGUGGAGUCGGUGAUCUGCGAGAGGAGUGCCUGUCUGGUGGCCCGCGAGUGGGCCGCUUCGCUGAUCUCCACGGACCAGAGGGGCGGAGGGCUGAUGGUGGAGCGGUCCUGAUCCGAUGACGACGUCGCCUGAUGAAUGAAACGAACCGACAAGCGACCAAGAGAGCCAUAGUGAUGCAUAUAGUGAUGCAUAUGGCUCUGUGUGUGCGUCCUUCACUCCACCAGGUCUGUGUGUGUCUGGAACUCCUGCUGCUGCUGCUGCUGCUGCGGCUGUUGGUCGGCCUGCUGUCCGGUGUGCUGUUCGGCCUCCUCUGCGGGAGCGGGAGGUGUCGUGAACUCCUGACGGGGUUGGCUGCUGUCCUCUGGCUGGACGGCCGGUGACUCGUCCUCCAACACAGUGACACCAGCUGCACACAGGACAAACACACAGAGAGGGGGAGAGGACGGGAAACGUGUUGCACAGGGGUGAUAUGGUGUUGUGUGAUGGUGUAGUGGUGUGGAGGGGUGUGCGGCGGUGGUGGCGAGGCUUCUCUGACGUGAUGCUGACCCCAACGUGGUGGGGUGCGACCCCUCUGACCACGUGUGUGUGUGUGUGUGUGACUGGUCUACACCAUCCCCCUUCCCCCCCACUCACCGGGCUGCUCGUGUGGUUUGCUCUCGGGGUCCUCCUGCUGCUGGUCUUGGUUGCCAUCGUUGCCCUCUCCCUGCUGGUCUCCGUCGACGACAACCACCUCCUGGUGCUCGGUGGUGGUGAUGUGGCCGUUCUCGGGCGCUGGAUGCUGUUGCUGCGCCUCAGGGGAGUCGCCACCGUCUUGACCGACAGGGGAGGGGUCUGCACACACGCGCACCACACGCGCACACACACACAACACCAUGUUGGACGCGAGACACGUGUGGCGUGUGGUGCGGUGUGUGGAGGUGUGUUUUGGCUGCGUAUGGGUGUGCGGUGGUGUGUGGUGUCGGCGCUAGAGGGUGUGUGAUGAGAUGGCGGGCUGGCGUGGCCGGGGGGAGGUGCCUUGGUCUGUGCGCGUGCCACCCGUGCCCGUCUCCGUACCUUGUUCGCCGGUUUCGUGGUCUGACAUGGUGCGCAGCCUGUUGGGAAGGCCCUCGCCGUGACCGCCUAGCUCAGUGCUCCUCGGUAAACCUCAACACGUC
Messenger RNA from Vitrella brassicaformis, 4878 nucleotides. NCBI's taxonomy places the organism in Eukaryota, Vitrellaceae. The record is from the annotation of a GenBank genome assembly.